AUGGCUUCCUCAAGUGCUAGUGUUGAUGAAGUGGAGCAUGCCUGGGGGGGAUUUCAGAUCGCGGAGGAGGAAGAACAGGGUGUGUUCUUCAAUGCCGAACCAUCUGUGGUGGAGGUAGACGAUGCACGGUGGUGUUUGGUUGGGAAAACUGUAGGGGAUCGAGCGGUUGACUUUGAGUCCUUAAGAAAUGUUCUUGCUGCGCUUUGGAGGCCCGUUAAAGGAAUGUAUGUGAAGGAAUUGGAGACCAACAGGUAUCUUUUUCAAUUCUUCCAUGAGAUUGAUAUCAGUCGAGUAUUGGAAGGCACCCCAUGGACGUUUAACAGGGCACCACUAAUCUUGGAACGUCUCAAGGAAGGCGACAACCCGCGUAUGAUGCCACUGAACACAAUGGAGAUUUGGGUACAGGUUUACAACUUGAGGGCUGGUUUUAUGUCAGAUAGGGUCCUUAAAGCCUGUGGAGAUUUCAUUGGCAAGUUUGUUUCUUCUUGUCCGAAAAACUACACUGGGAUUUGGCGUGAAUACCUGCGGGUCAGAGUUUGUCUCAACAUAGAGAAACCACUAAAAAGAAGGAUGAAGAUAUUUUAUACAAAAGUGGAUUUUUUCUGGGUAGAGUUUAAAUAUGAGAGAGUCCCCACCUUCUGUUUCAUCUGUGGCAUAGUGGGUCACUCAGAGAAGUUCUGUCAUCAAUUCUUCGAUGCACCAGAGGAGACUCUAUCCAAACCUUACGGUUUGUUCAUGAAAGCACCUGAUAGAAGGCCAAACAAGCAAAUUGGCGCGAAGUGGCUAAGGGACAGUAUGGCUCGCCCUCUUGUCGGACCAGACGCCGGAGCUCCGUCGCACAUAGCAGCAUAA
Messenger RNA from Humulus lupulus (European hop), 852 nucleotides. RefSeq lists its product as uncharacterized. The record is from RefSeq and is a predicted model, not a curated record. Bases 1 to 852 code for a protein of 283 amino acids. NCBI's taxonomy places the organism in Eukaryota, Viridiplantae, Streptophyta, Magnoliopsida, Rosales, Cannabaceae. The transcript has a single exon.